UUCUCGUGAACGCGCGUCAGGCAGGAAUGGCGCCCUGAUUGUAGAUAAACGCAAAUUACUUAUUAAUAUUAUAAGAAAACAGCGAAAAUGCAUAUAAAACAGGUGAUAAUUCAGGGUUUUAAGAGUUAUCGCGAGCAAAUCGUUGUAGAGCCCUUCGACAAACGGCAUAAUGUCGUAGUUGGACGUAACGGUUCUGGAAAAAGCAACUUCUUUCACGCUAUCCAGUUUGUGCUGAGCGAUGAGUUCUCACAUCUCCGACCGGAGCAGCGAUUGGCUCUGCUUCAUGAAGGCACAGGACCGAGAGUCAUCUCUGCCUUUGUGGAAAUUAUCUUUGACAAUUCAGACAACAGGAUACCAAUCGAGAAAGAUGAAAUCUUCCUCCGCCGCGUUAUCGGGUCGAAGAAGGACCAGUUCUUCCUAAAUAAGAAGGUGGUGCCGAGGUCAGAGGUGCUCAACCUGCUGGAGAGUGCUGGCCUGUCCAAUUCCAACCCUUAUUACAUCGUCAAACAGGGAAAGAUCAACCAAAUGGCUAUCGCCCCAGAUUCCCACCGUCUGAAGCUGCUCCGAGAAGUCGCCGGAACUAGGGUCUAUGACGAGCGCAGGGAGGAAUCUGUGACUAUACUUAAAGAAACCGUCGGAAAGGUGGAGAAGAUAAACGAGUUUCUCCAAACGAUCGAAGAGCGUCUGAAGACCCUGGAGGAGGAAAAGGAGGAAUUGAAGGAAUAUCAGAAGUGGGAUCGCGCGCGGCGAGUCCUCGAGUUCAUAAUACACGACACCGAGCAUCGCGAGAACAAGAGGAAACUUGAGGAGUUGGAGAAAGUACGUGCCAAUAGUGGAAAAGAACAACAGCACUACGCAGACAUGGUCAGAGAGGCCCAAGACCAUGUGAGAGAAGCGAGCAGGAAACUGAAAGAAGCACGCAAAGACGUAGCGUCAGCGCGAGAGGAGAAGGACAUUCUCUCCACCGAACAGCAACAGUUACUUCGCGAAAAGACCAAACUCGAGCUUGGUAUCAAGGACCUGAGCGAUGACGUCGACGGCGACAACAAAUCUAAGGAACGCGCUGAGGCCGAAUUGAAACGUCUAAGACAGCAGAUAUCAGAAAAGGAGCGAGAGCUGGAAGCCCUAAAACCAAAAUACGAAGAGAUGAAGGCUCGGGAAGAGGAAUGUACCAGAGCCCUAGCGCUCAACCAGCAGAAGAGGCAAGAGUUGUACGCGAAGCAGGGGCGAGGCACGCAGUUCACCUCCAAGCAAGACAGAGAUAGAUGGAUUGAGAAGGAACUUAAGUCUCUAAGCAAACAACUGAAAGACAAGAAAGACCACGAGAACAAGCUCCGCGAGGACCUCCGCCACGACGGGGUCAAGCUCACGGAUCUCGAGAAGAAGAUAGAGGAGACCACGAAAGAGAUGGAGAGACAGCGGAUCGCUAUCGACGACCAUAACAAGCAGUACUAUGAGUGCAAGAAGAGGAAGGAUCAGGAACAGAGCACUAGAAACGAACUGUGGCGCAAAGAAACUACUCUGACGCAGAAUCUGUCAUCGCUGAAGGAGGAUUUGGCUAAGGCUGACCAGGCUCUGCGUUCCAUGGCCGGAAAGCCAAUUCUAAACGGGCGGGACAGUGUCCGCAAAGUGCUAGAGACAUUCCAACAGCGCGGAGGAGAGUGGGCCAAAAUAGCCUCGCAGUACUUCGGGCCCGUCAUCGAGAACUUCACGUGUGACAAGACCAUUUAUACUGCUGUUGAGGUUACAGCGGGUAACAGACUGUUCCAUCACAUAGUGGAAUCUGACACUGUGGGAACCAAGAUCUUAAAGGAGAUGAAUCGUCAGAGUUUACCGGGAGAGGUUACCUUCAUGCCUCUUAACAGAUUGCAAGUUCGAGACAUGGUCUACCCUAAUGACAAUAACGCUAUAGCCAUGGUGCAAAAGCUAAAAUAUGACCCGAAGUACGCGAAGGCGAUGAAGUAUAUAUUCGGCAAGACGCUCAUCUGCAGGAACCUGGAGUGCGCCACUGAACUGGGCAAGCAGUUCCAUCUCGACUGCGUUACGUUGGAGGGUGAUCAGGUAUCAUCAAAAGGCUCCCUCACCGGUGGCUACUUCAACCAGUCGCGCUCCCGUCUCGAGAUGCAGAAGACCCGCUCCGAGCUGAUGGAGCAGAUCACGGCGCUGGAGCUAGAGCUCAGCACGCUCAGGCAAGAGCUCAACAAGACUGAAGCCAGCAUUAACAGCAUCGUGUCCGAGAUGCAGAGGACUGAGACCAAGCAGGGCAAGGCCAAAGAUAUAUUCGACAAAGUGAAAGCGGACAUCCGACUAAUGAAGGAAGAGUUGGCAUCGAUCGAGAGAUCCCGCGGUCCUAAGGAGCGUUCGCUGGCGCAGUGCCGUUCCAGCCUUGAAGCUAUGCAGGCCACUAAGGAAGGACUAGAAUCUGAGCUUCAUCAGGAACUAAUGGAACAACUUUCGACGCAAGACCAGGGUAAAGUGGACGAGUUGAACGAUGCCAUCCGUCGACUAACUCAGGAGAACAAGGAGGCAUUCAGCGCUAGGAUGAACCUCGAAGCCACAAAGAACAAACUGGAAAAUUUGCUCACUAACAAUUUGAUCAGACGUAAAGACGAGCUGGUCCAAGCCCUCCAAGAGAUAUCCGUCGAGGAUCGCAAACGUCGCCUCGCCAACAGCCAGUCGGACCUCGCGGCCGCCGACAAGCGCAUCAAGCAGAUCAAUAAGGAGAUGGAGGAGGUUGAGAGGAAGGUUCAAGCGGCGGUCAAGAAUGAGAAGGGGUUGAAACUUGAGCUGGAUAAGUGGAGGAAUAAGGAAAAAGAAGCACAAGACAAAAUGGAAGAAGACGCCAAAGGGCUCGAAAAGAUGGCAUCUAAGGAGGUGUUGCUGCAGGAGAAAAUCCAAGAGUCGCUCGACAAAAUCGCCGCACUAGGAACUCUGCCCAACGCGCCUGAACUUCAUGCCAAGUACCAGAAGAUGUCGCUUAAACAGCUGUUCAAAGAGUUGGACAAAGCCAACCAGCACCUCAAGAAAUACAACCACGUGAACAAGAAGGCCUUGGACCAGUUCAUCAGCUUCUCCGAGCAGAAGGAGAAGCUCUACAAGCGGAAGGAGGAGCUCGAUAUUGGCGGCGAAAAAAUCCGUGAGCUCAUCGAAACACUAGAGUACAGGAAACUCGAAGCCAUACAGUUCACGUUCAAGCAAGUCAGCAAGAACUUCACAGAUGUGUUCAAGAAGUUAGUGCCGCAGGGAAGAGGCAGUCUUGUCAUGCGCGUAGCCACCGAAGAUGGACAGGAGGUUAUCUCUGACCGGGCGAACGCCGACCAAUUCACCGGCGUGGGCAUCAAAGUGUCCUUCACCGGCGGGGAGGGCGACAUGCGAGAGAUGAACCAACUCUCCGGAGGACAGAAGUCACUAGUAGCGUUAGCUCUCAUCUUCGCUAUUCAGAAAUGCGAUCCCGCGCCGUUCUACUUGUUCGACGAAAUUGAUCAAGCUCUCGACGCGCAGCAUCGCAAAGCGAUCGCGAACAUGAUCCACGAGCUCUCCGACUCGGCGCAGUUCAUCACCACCACCUUCAGGCCCGAGCUGCUCGAACACGCGCACAAGUUCUACGGCGUCAAGUUCAGAAAUAAGGUAUCCCACGUGGACUGUGUUACUCAGGAUGAAGCGCGCGACUUCGUGGAAGACAGCGUCACACACGCCUGAACAAUCAUUGCGGUUAGACAUUCUGUAUCGAUCUACAGAUGUAUCAUUAGUACAGCUCUGCCACUUGACUACCGGUUGGUUAGGCAGUAGAGCGGUGGUUUACUAAUUGUCAGUAGAAACUUUAUAAUUUUCGAAUUGAUCGAGAAGGAGAUAAGAAAUCGGAGUUAUUCCCCGUGGUUUUCAGAAAAAAUUAAAUACCGCUUAUAAGCAGACACUGUCGUCGCGUUCGCGAGAAAGUUUAUUGAAUCUAGUAUUUUAAAAUAAUUAACAAUCUUCACAGAUGAAAGGAAUAAAAUGUUAGUGAUUGAAAUAUGAAUUAAUAUAAAUUGUUCUUUUCUGUCACAAGUGCGUGUUAUGUUAAAUGUUUGCUCAGCUGAUUGGGCUUAUUAUGAAUGUGUUUUAAGUAUUCCUUUGUUUUAUGGCACAACGUUGUCUUGAAAUUUUUACAUAAACAGUGCACUGUUUAUGUAAAAAUGGCCUCAAAAAUAUAACUGCCUCUGCCUCUAUGUAAAAGCAUCGUGUUUUUAUGAUAGUUAACGUCAUUCAAUGUCAGUCUUACAAGACUUCAUAGCAGGGAUCGAAUACCGGUAUUAUUUUCAUACAAAUUAACCUUUCGGUAUCUCGGUUUUUAUAUGUAUAUUUAGCUAGUCUGAUAAUUCAUUGACCUUACCUAAAUACCAAUUUAGAACAUCAAAGCAAUAUUUGCGGAUUUAGGGCGUAAUUUUGAUUUUUAGUUAUACCGGUAACGAUCCCUGCUUCAUAGACGACCUAGGUACAUUUAGUCGGACUAAUAAAGAAAAUAAUUUCGAAUUUGGAGUUUAUCUCGUUCUAGUAAGGUUUACACAUGGUAAAAAUGUGUCAGUCUCGCAUUUUAAGAAGUACCGAAUGAAAAUCAUUACACACAAGUAAAGAAGUAUGGACAAAGGAUUUCGAAAUUUAAAAUUGUACUGACAGUUUCAUGUCUCCACGCACACAACAACACGUAUUGUUGUGUGCGUGACUUCUUUACGAUGUGAUCCAACAAUGUUUAUGUGAAUUCUGAAUAAUGCCGUCGCCAUACUAACGGGAAACGCGUUGAUUAUCGCGAUAAUGAACACUUUUCAUACGGUCACUCUGGUAUUAUCGCGAUUAGUUAGUGUGGCCCAGGCAUAAGGAAAUAUAAUUGUUAGUCUGACUCCCCUGCUGAGUAUGGACUCAAAUUAUGUUUUCUAAUUUUUGACCAUUUAAUUUUAAAAUACCCAAUAUUGUAGGCAGUGAAUAGUUGACCAUUGAUCCAAGUUUUAUAUUCGUAAUAUUUUAUUUGAUUUAAUUUAAAUACUUAUGAUUUAUGAUAGACAUGUUUUAGAGGUAAUUUUGGUAAUCAAGGGUAUAUAACCCUUUAUGGCAAGUCUGCAGAAGUUUUAAAAUUUCAUUGGUUUUCUUUGUUUAAAAAAAAAUCCCAAUUCUGUAAACUUGUCAAAAUAGUGGUACCCUCAAGUUAUCAUAUGACAUCGCAGACGAUCAGUGGUAUUGAAAUAAAUCUAUUGUCGACGUUAGAAUAAAU
Molecule: messenger RNA, 5242 nt
Organism: Cydia strobilella
Lineage: Eukaryota; Metazoa; Arthropoda; Insecta; Lepidoptera; Tortricidae
Gene: SMC3
Product: structural maintenance of chromosomes protein 3
Exons: 23
Coding region: 88-3699 (1203 amino acids)
Biological process (GO): mitotic sister chromatid cohesion
Cellular component (GO): mitotic cohesin complex; chromosome
Molecular function (GO): double-stranded DNA binding; ATP hydrolysis activity; protein binding
Source: RefSeq, a predicted model, not a curated record